Molecule: messenger RNA, 492 nt
Organism: Aureococcus anophagefferens
Lineage: Eukaryota; Pelagophyceae; Pelagomonadales; Pelagomonadaceae
Exons: 4
Biological process (GO): ubiquitin-dependent protein catabolic process; protein ubiquitination; DNA damage response
Cellular component (GO): cytoplasm; nucleus
Molecular function (GO): ubiquitin activating enzyme activity
Source: RefSeq, a predicted model, not a curated record
CUGGUCGUGUUCGGGGCAGGCGCGACGGGCUGCGAGAUCCUCAAGAACCUCGCGCUCCUCGGCGUGCGGCGCGUGCUCGUCGCCGACGACGACGCCAUCGAGGUCUCGAAUCUGAGCCGCCAGUUCCUCUACCGGCCCGGCGACAUCGGCGCGAACAAGGCGACGACGGCCGCCGCUGCCGCACGGCGCUUCAACGACGACGUCGACGUCGCCGAGCUCGAGCGUCGCGACGUUUGGCCUUGGCGCGACAUCUUCGACGAUGACUUCUGGGCCGGUGUCGACCUCGUCUUUACGGCGCUCGACAGCGUCGAGGCGCGGCUCUUCGUCGACGGCAUCUGCGUCGCGCGAACCUUGCCCCUCGUCGACUGCGGGACCCUCGGCGCCGCCGGGUCCGUGCAGCCGGCCGUGCCGCACGUGACGGAGAGCUACGGCGCGACGGCUGACCCGGGCGCGGCCGGCGGCGCCGAGGACCUCGUCCCCGUCUGCACGCUC